This is a messenger RNA of Nicotiana tabacum (common tobacco), 4263 nucleotides long. The record is from RefSeq and is a predicted model, not a curated record. Lineage: Eukaryota; Viridiplantae; Streptophyta; Magnoliopsida; Solanales; Solanaceae.
UUUGGCCAGCAAAGUAGAAAAACACAAUAAAUGGAGACCCGAAACCCAUUUCGAAUAACCGCUGUUUCUCCGGGCACCUGCGUUCGAACAUUCUCCGGCGAACUUGAGUUAUUGUGGUAUAGAGUGCUCUAUUUUGAUUGGCAUAUUUCCAGGAUACAGUGCUAUAAUUCUUUUAUUCGUGAUUUUCUGGAUGGUGUUCCUUCAUGGCAUGCCCCUUGAGAAAAGCUAUCGCAGUUUGCUCCAUCUUCAGGAAAAGCUACUCUUCCAUUGUUGAUGUGGCUUCAAAGGCCAGUAGAGGGACCUGCAACAGAAGGUGUACUGUCUUCCCGAGAACAGAGUCCUCGAUUUCAUAUGAAAACGCUAAACCUGGAAGUGAGCUGUUUCCUCGACAGUUCUGUUCAAGUAGAGAGCCAGAGACGUUAUCUUGGGGUGUGUCAUCUAACAUUGUUUUGCUGGGAAAGCUUGAAAGCGCAUUGAAGAAUCACAACUUGGAGGAGGCUUGGGAAACCUACAAGGAUUUCAAACGUCUUUAUGGUUUUCCUGACCCCUCUCUUGUAGGUAGGCUGCUCACUGAGUUGUCGUACUCAUCUGAUUCUAGGUGGCUCCGAAAGGCAUACAAUAUGGUAGAUUCUAUUCUGAAAGAGAAAAGGGAGUUACUACGUUCAGAGUUAAUGACCAAGCUCUGCCUAUCGUUGGCUAGAGCUCAAAUGCCCGUUCAAGCAUCAUCAAUUCUCAGGCUGAUGUUGGAUAAAAGAAUUCUCCCACCAAUUGACAUGCUAGGGAUGAUAAUAUUUCACAUGGUGAAGACUGAGAGUGGAAUGAUUCUGUCAUCGAAUAUUUUGAUCGAGAUUUAUGGUAGCUCUCAACAAUUAACCACAAAGAAGUCAGCUUACGCCAAGAUUAAUAAGCAUGAUACACUUGUUUUUAAUCUUGUUCUUGAUGCUUGUGCAAGAUUUAGAUCAUCCAUUAAAGGCCAUCAGAUUAUUGAGUUAAUGGCUCAAGUUGGAGUGGCAGCCGAUGCUCAUACUAUUUCAAUUAUUUGUUUGAUUCAAGAGAUGAAUGGUAUGCGAGAUGAAUUGAAGAAAUUUAAGGAGCAUAUAGAUCAGGUUUCAACAACAUUGGUCCCCCACUAUCGGCAAUUCUAUGAAAGUCUUCUGAGUUUGCAUUUCAAGUUUAAUGAUAUAAAUGCUGCUUCUGAUCUUGUACUGGAUAUUUAUAAACUUCAAGAGUCUCAUAACAUGCAUGGAGAUGAGACACCACCACCUAAACCGUGCCUUGUCUCUAUCGGCUCUGAUCAUCUAAGGAUGGGAUUGAAACUACGAAUUUUUCCUCAUUCAUUAUCAAGGGAGUCUGUUUUCAAUGUGGGACAUAAUCAGGUGCUGGUUAUGUAUAAGAAUGGGAAACUUGUCCUUAGCAACAAAGCGUUGGCCCGGCUUAUUGUAUGGUACAAGAGGGGUGGGAGAAUUAAUGAGCUGUCAAAGCUUCUCUGCAAUAUCCAGAGGAAAGGCUCAUUUGAAUCCAGCAGAAUGUGCUCUGAUGUGGUUGCUGCUUGCAUUUGCAUGGAGUGGCUUGAAACUGCUCAUGAUAUUUUGGAUGAUUUGGAUUCUGAAGGAAGUCAGCUAGGCACUAGUUCAUACAUGUCUCUGUUGACUGCAUAUCGCAAUAAAAAUAAGCUAAGGGAGGCAGAGGCACUACUAAAGCAAUUAAGAAAAUCAGGUGUUGUCAUAAAUGCAUCUGAUCCGUUGUUAACUCCUGCAUUGUGUCAACUGGAAGAUAAAAGCAUCGCUAAGUUGAAAGAAUUAGGCUCUAUGGCAAAAGGGGAGUUGGCUUACCAUAUUGUUGAAGAAAUGAGGGGAGAAGAAAACGAGGCUUCUUUUAUGAUGCACGAAUUAAAUUCUUCUAUCUACUUCUUUAUGAAGGCUCACAUGGUCGAAGAUGCCAUAAGGGCAUACCGAAAAAUGCAGGCAAUGAAGAUCCAUCCUACAGAGUCAACUUUCAUGAAUCUACUUAAUGGGUAUUCUUCUUUAGGGAUGUAUCGUGAAAUUACAAUCUUAUGGGGAGAUAUUAAAAGGAACAUGGAAAGUCGUAAUAAGCUGAAUACCAGGGAUUUACACGAGUUCUUGUUGUUGAAUUUUCUUCGAGGUGGUUAUUUUCAUAGGGUGAUGGAGGUUAUUGAUUUUAUGAAGGAGAAUGGUAUGUAUUUGGACAAGUGGAUGUAUAGACGUGAGUUCUUGAAGUAUCACAAGGGUCUUUACCGAAGGAUGAAAGUAUCUGAUGCUACAAAUGACGUACAAAUUCAGAGGAUUGAGCAUGUGAGGCAAUUUAGGAAACGGGUUGGCUUGGAUUAAAUUGCUUUAGGUAUCAAAUAAUAUUCUUCUUGCAUGUUGGGGAACAAAAAAGAGCCGAGAAAAUAUUGAGUUAUCCUUUGCCAAAAUUUGGCAGGCUUCUCUCCAUUUCGUCUACCUGAGAAGUGAUGUACCCUACCCCAUGGGGUCAGAGUUGCAUUGUAAAUUAUGUAUUUCAAUCGAAGUCAAAAUGCUUCCAGGAAAGGACAUCUUUCUUUUUACUUGAACCAUUGGCAUAUUGUAUCUAAUAGGUCAAUGCUUCCAGGAAAGGACUUUGAUUGAAAUACAUAAUUGACAAUGCAACUCUAACCCCAUGAGGUGGGGUACAUUCAGGCUUCUCUCCAUUACCUGAGAAGUGUAGUGCCUUUAGGUUGGGGGUCAGUAUUUUAUGGUAAAUUAUGUAUAUCAAUCAAUAUGCCCCUUGCCAGUCUUGAGUAGUUGUUUGAGCCCAAACAGAUACUCCUAUAUGCUUUGAAAUUGGAGAUUUUUCAUAGCUCCAAUGUCUAAUCCAAGCCUGUAGCUAGGUGUUGAGGAGCUAAAAGAAGUUGCAACGGAGAUAUCUGAACCACUGGGUAUGUUAGCCAGAACUACCUGCCUCUAUCUGUACAUUCUCAUUGCUAUAUUCAGAUAUUUGUAUGUUUAGCUAAUAUUCAGUUUUCCUAGUUCCUUAUCUGCAAAAUAGGUGGCUGGCCAUAUGACAGUUGCUGUUUUUGAAUUUGAUGUCCUUGAUCCAUCAUUGUGGUCAUAAUUACAAUAAAUGAUCGAAGAGCACUUGUUGGGAUACAUCUUCAUUAUAGUGAUGGAAGAAGGGAUCUCAGUGCGCUUGGGAACUUUACUAAUAGAUGUCAUCUAUGUUUUAGUAUACUGCACUUAAUAACUUUAUUCUGUUGGAUUAGAAUGGAAAUGGCUAAAUUUUUGGCAUCUCCUUUUUUGAGAAUGAUAACAUUUUAUAAAUAUAAAACAGCACAAAGUUUGUGCUGCUAAAAGUGACAGAAUACAUCCCCAAAAAAGUAAAAGAAUCCCCCGCUACAAAAACUUACAAGGAUUCUAUGAUAUCAAGUAUGGAGUCACUAUCAUUUAAAGGGCAUUCUUUACACCAAAAAAGAAAAAGUACUAAACAGUUCAUUUUGAUUUUCUGAAUGAAGUUGCUAACAUCCUCAAAACAUCCGGAGUUCCUCUCGUUCUAGACUGACCACCAAAUGCAGGCUGGGAUCUUCUGCCACCAUUUCUUCUGUCUGACCCCACCCGUCACACCAGCCCAGCAUCUCAAGAGGUCGGAUGUAUCUUUUGGCAUGACCCAGUUCAUUCUGACAAUACUUAGAAACAUGUGCCACAGUUGAGAGGUAACAAUGCAAUGAAGAAAAAGGUGGGAGUUGUCUUCUGCUUUCUUUCCACAGAGAUAGCAUCUGGAGGCAGAAGACUUAAAAGAGGCUUAGCCUCCAACAGUUCUCCCCAGUCAUGUCCAAGCCAAGUGUGAGUUUCAGUGCCAGUUGAUCUUGAACUAACUACUUCAUAUUGAGAUCUCUCUCUGCCGACUGCCAUAGGCACCAACUUUAUUUGUCCUGGGAAGUAUAUAAGAUAGGAUGGGAUAAAAAUUAUUCCUAAUGCAGUACUUCUGAACCACUUUUGCCCUCAUCAUAAUAGACCGACAACAGAUUUCGUUGUCCUUGCCUACAAAAUGCUACAGUUUCUUGUAUGGGAAAGUUACUAGUUUUCCAGAAUAGCUUAUGAAACGUUAAAAUUGUAAAGAUAGGCCUCAUUCUGGUGCAGUAGUAUUGUUCGCUGUGUGAAGAGGACUUCUCUUCAUAUAGGUUAACGUAAUGUUAAAGUUCUCCAGUGCAUCAGCUGAGGUACUAACAAAAAGAUCCCCUAUUACUGGAUGCAACAUAAUAGAAAUACAGACUGCAGCUUCAUUCUA